GCCAUCCCGUCCGCUCCAGCAACCCCGCCAAACACGCUCAUCCCCCUUUCCCCAUCCAAACAACCUGGUGCCUCCGGUAACCUCCAGCACAAACCUCGAACCUCACCAAAGAACCCAACCCCAAACUCCAAGCAGUCCGAGCUGGCCAUGGGCAACGACCCCCACCAUAUCUCCUCGCUCGCGGACCUGGACGCGCUGGCCGCGGCCAACAAAUACCUCAUCCUGGACUUCUGGGCGGAGUGGUGCCCGCCGUGCAAGGCCAUCGCGCCGCUCUUCGCCAAGCUGAGCGCCGAGCUGGCGUUGCCGGGCGCAGUGGCCUUCGGCAAGGUGGACGUGGACGAGGCGCCGGACGUGGCGGCCAAGUUCGGCGUGACGGCGAUGCCGACCUUCAUCGUGCUGACCGACGGCGAGGCCAAGGGGGUGCGCGUGGGCGCGGGCGCCGCCGUCGCCGGCGGCGGCGUCGUCACGGGCGACGAGGGCGAGGUGCGCCUGAUCCGCGGCGCCGACCCGCGCAACCUCGUCGCGCUCGCCCACGAGCUCGUGCGCUUGGCCAAGGAGGAAGGCGUCGGGGCCGCUGCGGCCGAGUGAGGGGGUCAUCGGAGCAGGUGGGCCUGUCUUUUCUUCCCUCCUCCCCUCUCGUAGUGAUCUCUCCUUUUUCCUGCUUUGUUCUUUUUCUCCUUCGCCCUUGGGGCUGGAGACGGGGAGACAGAAUCUCUGACGCGAUAACAGACUGCUUAGGUACAGUACCCUGGAUUUUUUUCGGCGACGAGGCGAGGAAACGGAAUAAAGCGAGAGUCUUCGCGGUUUGCAAUGCGGUAGUGACAUGUAGUGGCGUUGGGAUACCCUCAAUUGUGCCUCCCAGCACUCGAUGAUGGUGUGCAACUGUGUGUCCAACACCCCGGACUGGCCGCACAGUCAACUCGCCAUGCAUGGUGGGCAGAUUAGCGCCACAAAAUGCCACGCUAGAUUGUGUUUCAUGUCGGUGGCCAAGUGGUAUCGUACUCAAACGCCAAAUUUCAACGGUAUCGACCCUAAGAAGCCCCCCUAUG
Messenger RNA from Thermothielavioides terrestris NRRL 8126, 1049 nucleotides. RefSeq lists its product as uncharacterized. The record is from RefSeq and is a predicted model, not a curated record. Lineage: Eukaryota; Fungi; Ascomycota; Sordariomycetes; Sordariales; Chaetomiaceae. The transcript has a single exon. Bases 148 to 588 code for a protein of 146 amino acids.